This is a messenger RNA of Tachysurus vachellii, 4147 nucleotides long. RefSeq names its product endoglin (gene eng). The transcript has 14 exons. The record is from RefSeq and is a predicted model, not a curated record. The coding region runs from base 215 to 1852 and encodes 545 amino acids. Lineage: Eukaryota; Metazoa; Chordata; Actinopteri; Siluriformes; Bagridae.
CACUGAUGUCGUGAAACUAAAAGCAGAACAUGUUCCUGCGGAGCUCAGUGUUUAAAGGAAGCGUCAAGGCCGGACGGGUGUGAUUAGUGCCUGCAAUACAACCAAACACACUCUCAUACACUCUCACACACGCACAUUGCUGGAACCUGAGGUGCCGGCUGACAGAGGGAUAAACUUCAUAACUGUACACUCCAGACGGACACCAGUUUGAGACAUGGAGCUCUUCAGAACUACUUUGUCUUUGCUGAUGAUCUUCAGUGCUGCUGCAGCUUCAGAUUUUUCGGACUGCAACCUGAUGGGGAUUUACGGAACCAAAAACGAGUUCAUCAGCGUGGACGAGAUAACAGACGAGUGCAGGACGAACUUCGUCACAGAGAACGGGACAGAGGUGCACAUCGUCAAUCUGCGCAUCAGUCCAGACAAUAACUACCCGAUUAUUACAGUGAGUACAGACGCUCCGUCCAUCUUGAUCUUCACCAACUCAGACACUCACAUCCAAGUCAUCUACGUCAAUGUCAACUCCUCCGACGUAAAGAUCUAUGUAUCAAACAAGACUUCACUAAAGGCUUUUAGCACUGGGUUUUCCAGUCAGGUUCACGGCGCUCCAGAUGUUCAGGGCAAUGAGCUGGUAUCGUGGGCGACACAACGGUUCGGAGGAGUUUCAUCCGUCACUACAUUCAGAGAUCCACUGAACAUCUACUUCCCCAAACUGAAAGCCUCAGGGACUCCGGGGUCAUCUGUCUGCCAGCUGGGGCAGGACGUACAAACCAAAGCAGAAGCGGUUCAGUCUUGCUUGCUGGAUUCUGAGGACGAGCUUCACAUCAUCAACAUCCCGGAUCACAUCGCCGUCAGGAACGUCACAGUGAACGUGGUUACGAAUAACGGAGUAAAGAUGAAGCUGGUCCUCAGGGGUCCCGUCGGUACGGUCUGGAACAUCAACAGUAUGGAAAGUUUCUCUUUAAUGAACAACAACGCCGUCCAUUUAGACAGAUUUGUCUUAAAUCCACGGUUAGUCCUCUCUGACAGCGACACCGAGCUCUGGAAUCAGGCGCUGGAUUAUUUUAAGAACACCUCAAUCAGCAGCUACACAAAGAUUCAUCUGAACAGCCCAGUGAUCCAGAUAAGGAUCAGAAUACGAGAGCCCACUAGAGUUACUGAGGUGAGGACCACAGAGUCUCCCACAUCUUUCACCUCCAUGCAGUUGUUCAUGUCUUCAGAUUACAUGGUGGAACUUCAUCCCAACACCAAAGUGCAGACCAACAAGAAGAUCUACGCUCAGGUCUCGAGUUCGGUCCAUGGCGAGUUGGACCUAAUUAUCAGUGUGAAGUCAUGUUCGGUUCAUUCCAAAGGUAUCCAGCCGAUGGAGAAGAGAAUCUCCUUUAAAUCAGAGCCGUGCUCGCCGUGCCGUAAUAACAACAGGUUCAGCUUCUCUCUCGACAUGCUGCAGGAUCUGCCCUCCAACAUCUGGGAGCUUCAGUGCAACAUCAGCCACUGUACUAAACACAGUGUGAGUUGUUCAGAACCGCAGCUCGUGACGAAGAAAGUGCAAGUCACGCCGUACAUCCCGCCACUGAAUCCAUGUAUGGAGUUCAGCCUGCAGUCAGUCCUGGGCAUCGCCUUCGGAGGUUUCCUCAUCGGCGUCCUGCUCAUCGGCGCUCUCUGGUUCAUCAAGAUCCGCACAGGUUACCCGGUCGCUCUGGGUUUUGGCUCCACAGGGACCUUCUUCUCAGGAUGUCCAUGCAGUCUGACUAAGCGUCACUCUGUGCCCACAAACCCGUCUCCCUCUGAGAACAGCAGUGCCAACGGCAGCAUGAGCAGCACCCAGAGCACACCGACCAGCAGCAUGGCAUGAGCAUGCUCAGAGAGACACACACACACACACACAAACACACACACGCACACAGACGAACAGGGCAGGGCUUUUUUUCGUCUGACCCGGGAACUUUUUUAAACUCCUCUGCAGCCACCCAGCAACAGGAAGUCAGCAGGACAAAAAAUCCUUGCCUCGAUCCGAGACAGGAAAAACACAGCAUAUCCCCCAAGAACUAACAGGAAAUUCACAGCAUUCCUCUCGACAGAUCGGAGGCACAAUAAGACUCAAGGAGAAAAACACUGAUCAAACCACCGCGACCUGCAUCACCCCCUAAUUACUGCAAAAAAAAAAGAAAGGUCUCAGUUCACGUUCACGCACGCGAAGAGCCGACAGUUUCACGUCUUUAUCCACUACACUAACAUAUUCCUGUCUCUCCAACCUCAAAGGACAAGUUUGGGAAAAGGCUACCUCUUCAUUUAUUUAGAGUACAGAAGAAAAAAAUCUUAAAGUAGCUCCAGUUAGUCAUUUCUCUGCAGGAACAAUAUGGUUGUGUUGUACAUUAGUGUAAAUGAUGACCAAAGUCAGAAAUGUCCGAGUCCUCCUCCAACACUCUACUGAUCUGUGGAGAUAAAUAGAAAUCAUUUACUUUUCUAUUUCAAACACUAUUCCAGAUUUUUACAGCGUUCCUCAUUCUCAUCAUCUCCUCAAACAGCUUAACGUACUUAAACGUCCCGGACGUUCUUCUCGACGCUUCUCCUCAAGUUCAGCUCCAGAUAUGAGAUUAUAGGAAACAUCUGUUUAGAGCAGAAGAUAUCAGAAAGAAAUUCAUUUAUAAAUAAAUAAUCUAAAUAUAUAUAUAUAUAUAUAUAAUUUUUUUAUUGUACAAAUUUUUUUUAGUUGUAAAAAAAAGUCAAAAAUGAUCAAAUUACAAAUAAUAAAUUUUCCAACAGACAAAAUAUCUUCGUUCUUGAUAUUUUUCUCCUCCUUCGUGUUCCUGGUGAGAUCGUUCCUGGUGUAUUAAUGUUUAUGGUGUAUAUAAACCGCGACACUAUUGUUUAUAUUUCUUUAUUUUUUUAAUAAUAAUCAUUUGGACAGAUCACGAGAUUUUUGGAGCGGACUCCGACUUUUUUUAUGUGAAAUUUUCCGAAGCGACAAAUAAAAAAAUAAAUAAUUUGCCAGUUUAUUUUGGAACAACGUUGUAGCUCGUGUGUGUAAUAAAACGUGAGUGUGUGUAAGAGCUCACUCGGUAUUUUGUACUAAAUCUAUCAUUUUGUAUGUUUAUCUUCUUGUUAUUGUGUAACAAUCCUGUACUGAGCAGUAAUGUGGUGUGUUUAAAGUGACAGAGGUGUGUGUUAGCGGUCUGACCGCAUCCGUGAUCCCUUUAUACUGUAAACUCUGUGUAAAUGUAAAAUGUGGUUUUUAGUGACCUCGUCAUUUAAAAAAAAAUGAUAUAUAACAACAAUAACACUCGUGUAUUCAGUGAGGAAUCAAAAACGUGUGAGUUUCAGCUCAAGGACAAGUCACGGAGGAGCUCGAGAACCAAAAACUCAUUUUAUUUCAGUAAAAUCUUCACCACUGUCCGGGUAAAUUGCUGUUUUUGUGACUCGGACCUCCUCCGUGCGUGUAAUUGAAAGCAAUGAACUCUCUCAAACCUCCAUCCUUACACCAUGUAGCUUAUUUGUAUAUGAUUAAAGAGUCAAUUUCAUGUGAAUCUGUACAUCCAGACUUUCUCAGAAGGCCAGCUAUAAACAUUCAUAACAUGUUAUAACACAUUUCUAAGCCUUAUACAUGCUGUCAUUAUUUAUUACAGUGUUUAUUACAUGUUAGUUAGCAGUUAAACACCCUUCUGCUUUUAAAGGAAAUGAAUCACUGAGUCGUUUGGUGUGUCGACACAUUUAUAUAAACUAGGAACCCACAUGUGCUUCGUAUCAUUACUGUUUUUAUUUAACGUUUAUUUAUCAUUUAUGGAAUAAUGACGUCAUCAACAGUCGCUCUUCUCUAUAUCUCUGAACGAAUAAACAGCUGUUACCAUAGAAACAAUAUCAGACAUGAUGAUUGUCCGAGCUGCUGUUAGAGGAAAUUCUUCAAGACGUCCUGAAACUGUUGCAGUUACAAGACGACGUUUCACACAAUUGGCUCAAAUUAUUAAAACACCUAAAACAAAGAAUAACAGAUCUAAAUAUUUAAAGGUUGUAUUACGUGACGCGUGUAAUAUAAUAUAUAAAGAUAUAAUUAUAUUAUAUUAUAAUAUAUAAUACAUAUAAUAUAUAAAGUGUAAUCAGUGUUAAAGGCUUUAUAACGCUUUACGAAUGCUUUAUAAUGUUAUAAUGUUUU